Messenger RNA from Marchantia polymorpha subsp. ruderalis, 2003 nucleotides. NCBI's taxonomy places the organism in Eukaryota, Viridiplantae, Streptophyta, Marchantiopsida, Marchantiales, Marchantiaceae. The record is from the annotation of a GenBank genome assembly.
GAGCUCAACAGUGAAAUAAAUCUAAAGAAAUGCGCGAGCCUGUGCCCGUGCCCGCCCCUCAGCCCCGAGAUUCAAAAUCCCCACGCCCGAGCCCGCUUCCUGCCCUCGAGAUUCUUGGCUUGAACAAGCGUUCGAUUCCGUGAAUUGCUCGCUCGUCCGAAUCAGAAGCAAGAGCAAAAGCUCUUGUCCGAGUCGAGGUGCAAGGCCGUCGUUGCUUGCUGGUUUGCUUGCUUGCUCGUUGCCUGAGAGUGAGUGCGAAGGGCGCCGUCACAGAGACCACGAAACGUGCAAGCCGGAUCAGGAGCUCUCGCGUAGGGACGGCGUGGCUUGCGUCUGAUCAGCUCGGUGCGGUCUUGCGGUGGAGCUACUUGUCGAUUACUAUGAGCAAAGAGCAGCAGUCGUCAGGAACCCCGGACCUUUUGCGAAGAUCGAGUUCUCGAGCGAUGACGGGCUCCAGUAAGAUUUCGGACCCUUUGCUGCCGACAUCGAGCGCCCAAGAAAGCGAUCCUUUGCUUCAGCGCGGUGGUGCCAGGGCUGGCAAUGGGUCCGAGGUCGUCGUUGCAGACAAGAACAACCCUUGGGCGAAUCUCGUAAACGGGCUGUACAGUGGAGCGUCGAAUUUGACCAACCUCUUGCCCACCGGGACAUUUCUGGCAUUUACGGCCAUCGCUCCCAUCAUUACCGACAAUGGGACUUGCGACGAUGCUUUCGAAUUGAACCUCACCAUUGUCACGAUAGUGUUCUUUGCGCUCUUCUGCGUUUUCUCGUGCUUCACUGACAGUUAUCAAGCAGCAGAUGGCCAGGUUUAUUAUGGGAUUGUGACGCUCAAGGGGUUGUGGACUCCGCAGCUGCCUGUGGUCUUGCAUCCUGGAGAUAAAGAGCAGUACAAGCUGACUUUCAUCGACGUCGUUCAUGCUGUUCUCUCACUGGCGGUGUUCGCUGCCUGCUCGCUCAUGACACCGAACAUUCGGGCAUGUCUCUACCCAAAACUUCAAGAAAAUGUGGUACGAAUUGUCCCAGCAUUCGUGGGAUUUUUCGUCAGCGCCGUGUUUGUUGCUCUUCCUACUACAAGACACGGAAUAGGAUUUCCUGUGUCUCCUGCCUCCUUCUCUUUCGCCAGCCGGGAUGCAGCAGCCCAACUUCGACGAGAGCUUCAAGCUGCGGAUUCAACAAAUGGGGGUACAGGGACAAGCUCCACAAGCCUAGGGCCCAAGAAAGAGUAGCCGUGAAAUCAUGCGACAAAUCCAUCUGUACAAACCUUCGAGUUUCUUGAAUUCGAGGAUGCUUCACCCGGAGCGCUUAUUUCGUCUUGGGUAGCAUACUCCCGUCGUUCGAUCCGAAAGACGAUCAGCCGACAGCGAUGAGGGCACAAAUUUGUCAAAAAUCGUUAAUGUUGUAUAUUCUACUCUGUUCUAUUUGAUUAUCUGUAGACCUCGUGAUACGAUGCGGGUGAGUGACGAAUACUCUGAUGGUGCAUUGGCAUGUGUUUCUCAAGAGCGAGACGCAAUCUCUAUAUCUUCCCAUGGUGAAGAAGCACAUGAAAUUUGAUCAGAGGCUAGAUAGUUGUGAUAGGUGUGUAGAGCUGUACAUUCGUUUAGAGGUAGACUGCUAACAUGUAAGAUAGUUGUCUCUGCGUGCCAUCGCCAUAUUCCACCGAGAUGGACAGCGUGUAUAGAACUCCAGUUCCCAUUUCUUUCCGAUAAAUGGCUCUGACGGGCAGCUGCUUCUUGUGGGCACAACUUAGUCUGCUGUAGUGCGAGACUGCUUAGCUGGAGUAACUUUGUCGAUGACCAGCUUGUCAUCCAUUCAUAUGUUAGAGUUGCGAACAGCAGUGAACUUCCAGGCAUCGUUGCCUUUGAGAUUUUUCAAUCCACGAGAAUUCUCAGUUCAGCUGGAACUCCUGUCUAUACUUGAACUUCCGAAUCGACAAACGAUAUAUGACAUGAAAAUUUUGCAUUAUGGUUUAUGAAUGGCAAUCAUCAAAAAGUGUAAUUUGUCAUUGU